AUGGCGAUCGAUCCCACAAAUUCCGCGGCUAAACUAAUCGGACAAAAUGUAGACUACUUUGAGAGAUGGACCAGCCUAGACAACGAUGAUGUAAAGGAAGAUCGGAUCAGACAACAAAGACGUGAAGAUCCUGUGGGAUCGAAUAGCAUUCGUUCGACAGAAUGCCUUGGGAUUAGCCAGAGAACCGAAAUCCGGCAAGAUGUAGACAACUUUGGCGUGACCCUGCUGAGCCGCCAAAUGAAGAGCAUUCGAGCCCAUACAGGUUUGUGCGUUCACAUCGACUCGUUUGCCGAGGAGGAAACGGACCAUAUUCGCCUAUGCAAGAAAGAAGCGAGAAUGUGGGUGAUCAUGGGAAAGCGUCAGGACAAAGCUGAUGAAAGCACCGCCUACCGAUCACCGACAGUAUAA
This is a messenger RNA of Opisthorchis viverrini, 408 nucleotides long. RefSeq lists its product as hypothetical. The record is from RefSeq and is a predicted model, not a curated record. The transcript is spliced from 4 exons. Bases 1 to 408 code for a protein of 135 amino acids. Lineage: Eukaryota; Metazoa; Platyhelminthes; Trematoda; Opisthorchiida; Opisthorchiidae.